AAAGAGGCAAGGAUAUCCCAUGGCAAAGGAGGAGAAUAUGCAUGUAGUGAUGCUUCCAUGGUCAGCCUUUGGCCACCUGAUCCCCUUCCUCCAUCUCUCCAUAGCUCUAGCCAAGGCUGGAAUCCGCGUCUCCUUUGUCUCCACCCCUUCUAAUCUCCGUAGGCUUCCCACUCAUCUCAUUCCUCCUCACUUGUUGGCUCCGCUCAAUCUGGUAGAGCUUCAAUUGCCACCCGUUGAUGGCCUCCCAACUGGUGGAGAAGCCACCGUCGAUAUCUCCAUGGACCAAAUCCAGUACCUCAAGACAGCCUAUGAUCUCUUGAAACCACAACUCAAGAAAUUCAUCUCCCAAGAUACCCCAGAUUGGAUCAUCCAGGAUUUCGUCCCCUGUUGGACGGAUGAGAUCUCUCGAGAACUCAACCUCAACAUCCCUCUCAUCUUGUUCUCAGCCUACUCCGCUACCUUGUUUGCCUUCUUGGGUCCACCAGAGUACCUCACCAGUGAUGCCAAGACUAAAUACUGGCCAUCACCUGAAACCCUCACUUCGCCACCGGAAUGGGUCACUUUCCCGUCCACGGUUGCUUUCCGCCCGUUUGAGGCAGGUCCUAUACAUGCCAGCUCCUUUGGUAGGAAUGCCUCCGGCGUCACUGACGUUGAGCGAUUCAUGAUCGCGGUGAUAUCAUGCAAGGCGAUUGCUAUCCGGAGCUGCAAGGAGUACGAAGGUGACUACUUGGAUCUACUAGAGAAGGUUUCCCGGAGACCAGUGUUUCCAGUGGGUUUACUUCCGCCAGUGGCGCCAGCACCACCGGAGAAGGAAAGCUUCAAAGGAGGAGGAGAAGAGUGGUUGACCAUUUUCAAGUGGUUGGACCAACAACCACCCAAGUCAAUUGUGUUUGUUGGGUUUGGCAGCGAGUGUAAGCUGAGUAGAGAACAAGUGUUUGAGAUAGCCCAUGGUCUUCAGAUUUCUGGGCUUUCCUUCUUAUGGGCCUUAAGGAAGCCUACGUGGGCCAAUGACGACGAUGACGCCUUGCCACCAGAAUUUAGGGCACGCACUGAGGGUCGAGGUGUGGUGUGUAUGGGUUGGGCUCCCCAGACGGAAAUACUAGCCCAUCCUUCUGUGGGUGGAUCACUGUUCCAUUCUGGUUGGGGGUCCAUAAUAGAGACACUCCAGUUUGGUCACACCAUAGUGGUGCUGCCAAUAGUGGCCGAUCAGGGGUUAAAUGCUAGGCUUCUGGUUGAGAAAGGUUUGGCCGUCGAAGUAGAGAGGGGCGAAGACGGGUCAUUCGAUCGGAAAGGCAUUGCCGAGGCUUUGAGGAAAGCCAUGGUGGAUGAAGAAGGCGAGGGAUUGAGGUUGCGGGCGAGGGGGAUGAGAAACAUUUUUGGUGAUCACAGGCUACAUCAAGCAUACAUGGAUGGCUUCAUCCAAUACCUCAAGAAUGGUCCAAAAGCUUAUACUCCUUGA
Telopea speciosissima is the source of this 1459-nucleotide messenger RNA. RefSeq names its product UDP-glycosyltransferase 91C1-like. The transcript has 2 exons. Lineage: Eukaryota; Viridiplantae; Streptophyta; Magnoliopsida; Proteales; Proteaceae. Bases 20 to 1459 code for a protein of 479 amino acids. The record is from RefSeq and is a predicted model, not a curated record. Gene Ontology annotation, molecular function: UDP-glycosyltransferase activity.